CUGGUGAGUCGACGCACUUUGACGGCGAUGUGGCCCGGCGGCAGCUUGGCGCGGCGGGUCGGGUCGCUUCUCUGGCGCCGGGCCCUUUACCCUGGAGCCUGGCCUGCGGUUAGCGUGGGGCCCCGGUUUCAGCAGCUGGCGGUGGGACAGCUUCCGGCGAGACCAGCGCUCGGCCAUGCCUGCUCGGCCCCUGGCCGCAAGCGUGGCCUGCACGGGGUGCCGGGCCUGGAGGAGCGAAUCCAGGGGACAGCCGGCGAGGGGCGCCCGGAGUCAGGCCCUGCAGAUCAUACUGGUCCCAAGUUUGACAUCGAUAUGCUGGUUUCACUUCUGAGGCAAGAAAAUGCAAGAGACAUUUGUGUGAUCAAGGUUCCUCCAGAAAUGAAAUAUACUGAUUACUUUGUGAUCUGUAGCGGAACUUCCACUCGGCACUUACAUGCCAUGGCCCACUACAUUGUGAAAAUGUACAAAUACCUGAGACGUGAAAGCGAGCCUCAUGUUAAGAUUGAAGGGAAGGACACUGACAACUGGCUCUGUGUGGACUUUGGCAGCAUGGUGAUUCAUUUGAUGCUUCCAGAAACCAGAGAAAUCUAUGAAUUAGAGAAAUUAUGGACCCUACGUUCUUAUGAUGAUCAGUUAGCUCAGAUAGCACCUGAGACCUUACCUGAAGACUUCAUUCUUGGAAUAGAAGAUGAUGCUUCAUCCCUGACUCCUGUGGAGUUCAAAUGUGAAUAAAAUGGUAUGAACUGCUUUAGUCAUUGCA
Molecule: messenger RNA, 760 nt
Organism: Sus scrofa (pig)
Lineage: Eukaryota; Metazoa; Chordata; Mammalia; Artiodactyla; Suidae
Gene: MALSU1
Product: mitochondrial assembly of ribosomal large subunit 1
Biological process (GO): negative regulation of translation; negative regulation of ribosome biogenesis
Cellular component (GO): mitochondrion
Molecular function (GO): ribosomal large subunit binding
Source: RefSeq, a predicted model, not a curated record